Nothobranchius furzeri (turquoise killifish) is the source of this 570-nucleotide messenger RNA. Lineage: Eukaryota; Metazoa; Chordata; Actinopteri; Cyprinodontiformes; Nothobranchiidae. The record is from RefSeq and is a predicted model, not a curated record.
CGCAGGGUUGCUACUAGGCUGCGCACGCGCAUUUGGAGCAUUUGCUUAUUUCCGCCACUGUGGUUUCCACUCUUACUGGAUUACUAACUUUGCGCCUCAUUGUGCUGCUCGUGGUCACGUAUUCCUGGUUAGCGCUUUAAACCUCUAAACGCCCGCGGUCAGAGGUCAUGACGUAGUGAAACAACAGCUGCUAGUUUAGGUGAACGUCAGCAGAACACGUGCAGGAAGCUAGCACGCUGAGAGGAUGAAGCGACCCAACAUUCUGCUCACAGGAACUCCAGGUGUAGGUAAGAGCACUCUGGGAAAGGAGUUGUCCACGAGGACAGGACUGAGCUACGUGAACGUGGGAGAGCUGGCGCAGGAAGGCCAGCUCUAUGAUGGCUACGAUGAAGAGUACCAGUGUCCUAUUCUGGACGAGGACAGAGUGGUGGAUGAACUGGAUGAGAAGAUGGAGGAGGGUGGUGUGAUCGUGGACUAUCAUGGCUGUGAUCUGUUUCCUGAACGCUGGUUCCACAUAGUCUUUGUCCUCCGCACUGACAACACUCAGCUGUACACCCGUCUGGAGAGCAG